Molecule: messenger RNA, 1695 nt
Organism: Nanorana parkeri
Lineage: Eukaryota; Metazoa; Chordata; Amphibia; Anura; Dicroglossidae
Gene: URI1
Product: URI1, prefoldin like chaperone
Exons: 12
Coding region: 84-1529 (481 amino acids)
Biological process (GO): negative regulation of phosphatase activity; negative regulation of transcription by RNA polymerase II
Molecular function (GO): chromatin binding; phosphatase inhibitor activity; transcription corepressor activity
Source: RefSeq, a predicted model, not a curated record
UGCUUUCCUCGCUGCCUCUCGCGCGACGAUGACGUCACGGGCCUCCGUCCGGAGAGUGUGAGGAGCCCCGGGGUGGGCGGAACAUGGAGCGCCUGAAGGAGGGGGGGAGGCCGUUUAGCUCCCGGGAAGUGACCCGACUCCAGGAGGAGCAGAACAAGGUGGUCAGCGGCUGCCAAGAAAAAAUCCAGCACUGGAAGAAGGUAGAAAGCGACUAUGACGCUCUUCAGGAGAGGCUUGGGUCUUUGCCCGAUAAGCUGUCCUAUGACAUGAUGGUACCCUUCGGCCCACUAGCAUUUAUGCCAGGUCGACUCGUCCAAACCAAUGAGGUCACUGUCUUGCUCGGGGACAACUGGUUUGCCAAAUGUUCAGCCAAACAAGCCAUGAGUUUAGUUGACCACAGGAAAAAACAUGUCAGGAAAGCACUGGAAGAUCUUCAGGACGUCAUGAAGAAUUUUGAGUCCAGAAUGGAGUUCACAAAAGACCUGCAAAAAAUUAGCAAGGUAUCCAGUGACUACUUUGAUAUCAGGGAAGAAGUCAGCGAAGAGACCGUUUCCGUGAAAGCUGGAGGCAAACACCGUACAGCACACAAACCUCACUCAAAACCAAAGGCCGGAACCAGCUCCGUGGUGGAUUUUCGAGAAGAAGGGCCCAAAGACCCGUUCAUGGAGAAUGCGGCGCUCUGGGCCAGACUGGAGGAGCUGGAGAAACAAGAAGAGCUGGGAGGAGAGCUUGCAGAAAAAAUGGAAGCUCCUUCCCUCGGCAGCGAUUCCUGUAAGGAAGAAAACAAGGAGAACUUGAAGACCGAUCUAAACGUGAAGCAAAAUCAUCUCGCUGCGAGCAGUCAUACGAAAUCCGAAUUGUUGAACUCAGGCUGUGUGAACGGGACUCGGUCGCAGCAUAGCGACGAGGAAGACAGUUCUGCGAGCUAUAAAAAUCCCGUCGCCACCAUUUACUUUUCCCAUACGGUUGAACCAAAAAGGGUGAGAAUAAACACUGGAAAAAACACUACUCUGAAAUUCAGCGAAAAGAAAGAAGAAGCCAAAAGGAAAAGAAAAAACAGUAAUGGGAACGGUCACUCCGCCCUGGAACUGCCGGUUAUAAAGACACCAGCGGAUAUAUACAGAGUGUUUGUGGACGUGGUGAACGGAGAGUUAGUCCCCCGCAAAUCCAUCAUGAAGUCCCGCAGUCGCGAGGACAGCGUGUGCAGCGACACCAGCGAGAAUAGUUCGCACGAGCUGGAGGACAGAAGAGGGUACCAAAGGAACAUCAGCAUGGAGGACAACAUCUUCAGCGACCACAGUGAGGAGGAUGACCGGACGCAUAAAAAGCUGUCGUCUGUGUUUGGACCAUCAGAGGCGUUUUCAGGAACAGUCAUAGAGAAAGAGCCGUUCUCUAUAUCUGUGCCCAUGACCAGCAUCGCCCACCCAGCUCUGCCCACCAUCCAGGAGAAGAAGGCCGAGGAGUCCACCGAAGAGGGGGCCAAGAGAGUCUCAAAGUUCAAAGCUGCCAGGAUGCAACAGAACAUGUGAUACUGUGCGCAUCCACCUCCGUGUUCCCAGCCGCUCUGGAACACAACCCACCAAUGCAGGUCUGGAUGAUGUUUACUAGUUCAGUCUGUGCCAGGUCACCUUCAGUGGGCCAAAAAAAAAUAUGAAUUUGCAAUCAUUUUGAUAAUCUUCAAGUUUUUUUUUUUUU